Molecule: messenger RNA, 321 nt
Organism: Pieris macdunnoughi
Lineage: Eukaryota; Metazoa; Arthropoda; Insecta; Lepidoptera; Pieridae
Source: the annotation of a GenBank genome assembly
AUGGCAUCAUGUCCACCAAAAACUCCUGAUCCAUGUGCUCAGAUUUGUCCACCCCCACCUCCUAAACCACCAUGCCAUCCUAAGCCUGUAAUGCGUGGACUUCACUGGGCACAAACUCAAUCAAUUAUUUUUCAAGCAUUAUUUUGUAGUUGUUGUGCUGGAGCAUGUGUUUACUUCUUCUUAGGGAGACCAAGACGUGCCGCUUAUAAGGAAUAUUACGCGAGAGGAGAGUUUGAAGAUUGGGCAGAUGAAAUGGCAAGAAAAGGUUUGUUUCAAGCUGUCCCCAAGGAAAUUUUAAAGGAUAAUGUACCAGGAAAAUAA